Molecule: messenger RNA, 2722 nt
Organism: Aspergillus welwitschiae
Lineage: Eukaryota; Fungi; Ascomycota; Eurotiomycetes; Eurotiales; Aspergillaceae
Product: LIM domain-containing protein
Exons: 3
Coding region: 1-2355 (784 amino acids)
Cellular component (GO): nucleus; Z disc
Molecular function (GO): transcription coregulator activity
Source: RefSeq, a predicted model, not a curated record
AUGGCAUCCAUCAUGGAGGGGGGCCUACUGCCCAUGAUCAAGUGCUCCAAUUGUGGAAUGAGCGUGGAAAUCUCCUCCAUGGGCGAUCAUGUGUGUGCCAAACCAAUGCCAGCAACUCCUUCGCCCUCCCAAUCCCCUCCGCCGCCCCCGCCCAAAUCAGACAAUGGGUUAACGUCCAGAACUCCCAGCGAUGCCUGGACCUCCAAGCCCGGAAGGUCCGGCCCUCCGCCUCGCAUUGACCCUGCAAUGGCCAAUCGUCCUUUCUUGAACCCCGCAAGUCCGAUAGCCAACCACGACCCGUUGGUCCCUUCCCCUCUUUCGACGUCUUCAGGUCAACGGUCGCCGUUUAGAGCUCUCCAGCGCAGCCAGACCUCUCCUUUGCCCGACGAACCGCAAUCCCCGGAUUCGAUCAACCUGGAAACCGCAUUUGCUACCUUCCCCCUACCCCGUUCCAUGUCGGACAGACGCCCGGGUGGUAUGCCGAGCGCAAAGGACCCCAGGUCAGCACCUCCAAUGCUAUCAGCUCGAUUAGCACCUGCGUUGGACCGAAAUGCGCUUUCAGACGAUGUACCUCCGCCACCGCUCCCGAAAGAUGACCCUCCCGCGACGGCCAUGGGCGUGGGCCAUAAACAUGGCGCUUCGAUAGACAGCAAAAGCAGCUACCGGACAUCGCUGGCAAGCACGCGGUAUGGAGACAAUAGGAAUUCCAAGCGGUCGACUGCCAUGUCGAGCCGUCGGCCUUCGUUUGGGAGCGUCGCGCGCGAUCCGUACAAGUUUGUGGAUGAUGCUCCCCCGGUUCCGUCUACUGCACCGCAGCAACUCCUGCGCCCCUCCAGGAUUUCGGAUUCCUCCGUCGCCGAAGUCGCGGACAAGCGUGAAGGCAGGGGUGAAAUAUACAGUGGCUUCGAUUUCGGGGUGUCGGAACGGCCGACGAGUGCCAAGGCUGAGAUUGACCAUGUCAAUGCAAGUGCGCUCCGAGUCUCAUCGCAUACCAAUAGCAACUCCGAUCGUCUUAGCAGCAACCGUGGAUCCGCAGAGUUGUUCUUCCAAAGCCCGGCCCAGAGUUCCUAUGGACCCCCGCUCGACUUUGAGCUACCAAAUGAGCCACUGGCUUCGCCUGCGACCCCGGCCAACGGGGAGUACAAGGCCUUCAAGCCACAAAGCUCCGAUUUUCUCCAGCCAGCAGACGCGGAAUCCGGUCGCUCGAAUGAGCGAGAUACCAAUCAAAGGAAGGAUUCUGAUUCGGCUAGUGACGGGAACAACUCUGUUUCCAACUUCGCACGAGCACUGGGACUAGAGGUCGACCACACUGCGAAUAGUUCAAUAACCUCGUCGGACUCCUCACCGUCAGACACCACCCGCAGUGGAACGUCUCUAUCCAGUCUGCCAUCGGAAGCCAGCAUGUCCCGACGGAAACCCUCAGAUCAGGGUCGUCUGGGUCCUGUUGUGGAGGAAGAGAAGAAGCCCCAGCAGCCUGUGCUGGACGAACCGGUCCUCGAAAGUCCGACCGCCCUCGAGCCACCGCGGAUUCCAGAAGCCUUAUUCAGCCCUGACUCGCCAACUGACCCUGCCAUUAGUCAGGGUAGCCUGUCGCUUGUUUCUGAAAAGAAACCCCGGCGUCCUGAGGGGGAGGAGGAGAACCCACCCCGACCAGGGAUGGUGCGUUCUGCGACAGCACCGCCGCCGCGACCCUCACCUCGGCCCAAGGGCCCCUGUCGUGGUUGCGGUGAAAUGAUCAUGGGCAAGUCCGUGUCGUCGGCCGACGGCCGUCUGACGGGCCGAUACCACCGCGCCUGUUUCGUGUGCUUCCAGUGCCGGACUCCCUUCCAGACGGCCGACUUUUACGUCCUGGAAGAUCGUCCCUAUUGUGCCCAGCACUAUCAUGAACGAAAUGGCUCCCUUUGCCAGACCUGCCAUACUGGCAUUGAGGGCCAGUACCUAGAGACUGUUGAACGCCGCGGCCGUGGGCCCGCGGAUCGUCAGAAAUUCCACCCGGACUGCCUGAAAUGCCGCACCUGCCAGAUUCCUCUGAAGGGGGAUUACUUUGAAUGGUAUGGUCAGGUAUACUGCGAACGUGACGCACGACGGGCGGCAGCUGCUACGCCACCACCGCCUCGUCCUCGCCGUCCAACCAUGCCCUCGUCUCCGUUAGCCCCGUCCGGCCGUGGAUAUCCACCACCGCCCCCAGGGUACAUGGGCCCUCCUGGCCCGGGUCCUGGCUUUGGACCGGGUCGCGGACGGGGUCGUGGACUGCGACCACCCGGCCCGGUCGAUGGGCCGUACGCAGCGACGGGACCCCUUCCUCCCGCGCGACGUUUCCCGGAGCGCCGGACUACCAGGUUGAUGAUGAUAUGAUAUCCCUAAUGGCUAUUCUGAUCUGGUUUUAAGCUGCGGACAGCUAUAUUUUCCAUUUGCCAUUUACUCCAAGUUACUGGGCACCCCCCUUUUUAUUUUCUGCCCUUCACAUUUCCUUUGCCAUGACCUAGACCUUUCGCCAUAUACCCUUCUUUUGCAUCUCCAGAAAUUGGUUCCUCAUCGUUGAUUUCUUUCUCCCCUGGCUGGCGAGGUUUGAACUGGGGUCGCUUUCUCUUCUUGUCUGUUGGUGGUCAUCAACAAUUUAUGUUUACCCUGCAUAACGUCUGGUGUCAUCUUGGUGUUUCCAGGCUGGGUUCUUCUACGUGGUUGGGUGGCUGGAUACCCUCCUCUUAACGGCAUGUUAUAG